UCAUUGUACGAAUGAUCUCCAGCGUCUAUGAAAAUAAUUAAAAGCUGCAGCGGGAGGGACUCAAAGAAUAAGCAAGAAGGAAGGGAAAGGCCUUGACUCCAUUAAAACCGAGCUCUCGGAACUCCCAUCCGGCCGCUGUGCUCCGUGCUUCCCAAGGCUACCGCUUUUUCCUUUUUUUUUUUUUUUAAUGUUUUGCUUCCCAGAGGAAACGCCACACGAGAGAGAGAGAGAGAGAGAGAGUGUGUGUGUGUGUGUCAGUCGGAAACUUUCAAAGUUUGAAGAGAUUGGAGUGACCGAGGAGGAUGUUUCUCGCCACCCAAACGAUUUCCUUGAGGCUAGAGCACUGUCAGCAUCAGCAGGAUUAGCAGAUCUUUUUCCCUUAUCAUCGCAAUCUCUUGUCCCGGCCCGUUGUCAUCUCACGGUCGACGAACUGCGUGGUGCUGGAACCGAGAUUUUGUAGCCGCUGGUAGCUGCGAAGCGGAAGUCGAGAUCCUCGGGGAUUUCUCGUGGAUAUUUUUUUCUUAUCCCUCGUAGAUUUUUCAUAUUUUUCGUAUGUUUUAGAUAGUUGAGUUUUCGGUUCAAAGAAUCAGUCGGCUCGUAGCCUCAUUCUAUCCUUUUUAUCUAUAGAGAGAGAAAAAAAAAGUAGAAGGAAGAGAGGGAGCUCUGGAAGUACUCGAUCAAAGUACUUCUCGAGCAUUUUUAACGCAGUAAGCAGAGUCGUAUUGAUGUGAAUCAGCAUUAGAAGAGAAAAAGGCGACAUCUUUCUUGAGGAUGGAGCGAUCUUUCUGAGUUGAUGCGCUUCCACCACAAAAAAGAACAAAAAAAACGUAGGGGAAAGGUGGGGGUUGGGGAAGAAGCGAGAAAACGGAGGGUUCACAUCAAGAACAUUAAAAGAUCGAGAAAGUCCCUCGUCUCCAAAGCCAAAAAGCCUUCCUUUAAAGCAGAGCGAGGCAGGAAGGAAAGGGGUGCAAUAAAAUGUCUCAUAAGGAAGCCAACCGAGGACGCUUUAGAACCAAGACAGGGUAGGCGUUUCCACGCUGUUGCUAUCCACUGAACGCCUCCCUUUUCAAUCCGAAGCUUGCGUUUUGAGAGACCGGCAUACUCUAAUGCCGAAGGUCUCGAACAAGUGGCCGAGACCGAGCCAGUCCUCUCUCCAGAGGCGGGUGCUGCGUCAUCCGGGACGGAUAUGGGUGCUCCUGAUUCUCGGAUCCCUUACGUUAAAUCUGGUCAUGAUAGCCCUACUCGCCUCGCUAUAUGAGGGCGAGGGAACUCCCAGUUGCAAGGCAGAGAGGAGCAUCCUUGUAGCGGAGGAGAAGAAGUCGGUCGUGGCUGCGCCGCAGCAGCAGUCAACAGCGGAGGAGCUGGUGUCGGCGGAGGAGAUUAGCGUGAGCUCCACAUCCGGAAAGCGCCCUGCCUCGAAGGAUGCCAUCAUUAAUCUCGACCAUGGGGAUCCAACCAUGUUCGAGUCCUUCUGGAAGGAGAUGGGAGAGCACGGGGACAUCAUCAUCCCUGGGUGGCAGGCCAUGAGCUACUUCUCCGAUGUUACCAACUUGUGCUGGUUCUUGGAGCCCGAGUUUGCCCAUGAAGUACGGCGCCUCCAUAACCUCGUCGGCAAUGCUGUAGCUGAUGGCCACUUUAUCAUCGUUGGGACUGGUUCCACUCAACUCUUUCAGGCUGCUCUAUAUGCUUUAUCUCCCCCAGAUGCGCCCGAGCCAAUGAGCGUCGUUUCUGCAGUUCCAUACUAUUCGUCAUAUCCAGCAGUCACGGAUUACCUCCAGUCAGGGCUAUACCGGUGGGCUGGGGAUGCAUCCAUGUUCGAUGGUGAUGCUUACAUAGAGUUGGUUUGCUCCCCGAAUAAUCCUGAUGGCUCCAAUAGGGAAGCAGUCCUGAAGUCUAGGAACGGAAAGACAAUCCAUGACCUAGCUUACUACUGGCCUCAGUACACUCCAAUCACUGAUGCGGCAGACCAUGAUAUUAUGCUGUUUACUGUGUCAAAAAGCACUGGUCAUGCUGGGACUCGACUCGGGUGGGCUCUAGUAAAAGACAAGAAUGUUGCGAAGAGGAUGAUCAAGUUUAUAGAGCUAAAUACCAUUGGGGUGUCAAAGGACUCACAGCUCCGUGCAGCAAAGAUCCUUAAAGCAGUCUCAGAUGGUUAUGAGCUUCCAGUCUCUCAGAACAACCACAGGUUGUUUGAUUUUGGUCGACAGCUUCUGUCAAUCAGGUGGCAGAUGUUGCAAGAAGCAGUGAAGGCGUCUGACAUCUUUAGUCUACCUGAUUUCCCAUUGGCCCUCUGCAAGUUCACUGGGGAGAAGACUGGUACCUACCCUGGUAUGCUACUUAUGUACCAGAAAAUGUGCAUAUUUUCCUUCCAAAAUUUGAAGCUAAAGGUAUGUUCGCUAUCACAAUUAAAUCGAUAUAAACUAGAAGGGGGCUGGUGGAACAUCUGUGAAACCAAUUUGUUGCUUACUAUUCCUAUGAAUUCAAGAACAACAAAUCUGGCCUUCAUAAUGUAUCUGAAGAAGAUACAGAACUCUCCUAGCAGCCCCAGCAUACAAUGUUAGAUAGAGGCUCUACAUCUUUGGCCAAGGUGAAAAUUGCAGUCAUUAGUAUUCACUACAAAAAGAUAGGGAGUCAUUCCAAGUGUAUAUCUUAGUGUUUUUGUCAAAUCCCAACAAAGCCUUUCCGGGUUUGCUUGUUGUUCAUCGUCACAUCUCUUUUGUGCUAAUGCAUCCUGUGAUAUUCAUUUCUUUUUCUUGUGGUUGAUACCCAUAAUGCUUAACGCCACAUCUUUGUUGUGUGUUGUAUAGCUUUUGCGUGGCUCAAAUGUGAAAAGGUGGAAGUCGAAGACUGUGAAGGCUUCUUAAGGAAGCACAACAUACUUACUCGGAGCGGCAGGCAUUUCGGUGUGGAACCAAAGUACGUGAGGAUAAGCAUGUUGGAUCGCGAUG
Molecule: messenger RNA, 2948 nt
Organism: Musa acuminata AAA Group (dessert banana)
Lineage: Eukaryota; Viridiplantae; Streptophyta; Magnoliopsida; Zingiberales; Musaceae
Product: tryptophan aminotransferase-related protein 1-like
Exons: 5
Coding region: 1107-2561 (484 amino acids)
Biological process (GO): amino acid metabolic process
Molecular function (GO): carbon-sulfur lyase activity; transaminase activity
Source: RefSeq, a predicted model, not a curated record